AGCCGGGGCGCUAGGCAGGGCGGCCCAACCCCGCCUCCGUCCCCGACCCCCCUCCUUUUCCCUCCUCCUCCCACUCCCCAUCUCUCGGGCGCAAGCGCGGGCUCGAGACGCGGAGGGCGCGAGCGGCAGCUGUCAAGCGAACGAGGCGCAGAGAAGGAGGCGGAGGUGACGGCAGCGGUGAGGCGGCGGUGAGGUGACGGCGCUGACGGGGACCGGGAGAGCGAGCAGCGCUGAGCCAGCCCAGCCCGCAGCUCCCUCGGCGCCUUCGGCUCCCGCCCUUGCCCCCGAAUUAGAGAAAGAACACUGGACUAGGAGUGAGAAGACUUGAAUACUUGGACAGAAUCUGCCACUAACAUCUUGGGUUGUCUUGGUCACAAGCCCAUACCCACCUGCUGUUGCUACAAUGAGUGGGAAGUCCCUGCUCUUAAAGGUCAUUCUCCUGGGGGAUGGUGGAGUCGGGAAAAGCUCCCUUAUGAACCGUUAUGUAACCAACAAAUUCGAUUCUCAGGCUUUCCACACUAUAGGUGUAGAAUUCCUAAACCGAGAUUUAGAAGUCGAUGGUCGCUUUGUGACCCUCCAGAUCUGGGACACUGCAGGUCAGGAGCGUUUCAAGAGCCUACGAACACCAUUCUACAGAGGAGCAGACUGCUGCCUCUUGACCUUUAGUGUGGAUGACAGGCAGAGCUUUGAAAAUCUUAGCAACUGGCAGAAAGAAUUCAUCUAUUACGCAGAUGUGAAAGACCCUGACCACUUCCCCUUUGUAGUUCUAGGGAACAAGGUAGACAAAGUCGAAAGACAAGUGACCACUGAAGAGGCAAAGGCUUGGUGUUUGGAGCAUGGGGAUUACCCCUACCUGGAAACAAGUGCCAAAGAUGACACCAAUGUCACGGUGGCCUUUGAAGAAGCAGUGAGGCAGGUUCUGGCAGUGGAGGAGCAGCUGGAGCAUUGCUUGCUAGGCCAUACCGUUGACCUAAACAGCAGCUCCAAAGCUGGAUCUUCAUGCUGUUAAGGCAACAGCUUCUAGAAAAGUAUACCCCAACAUUGAUUUGUCAAUAGUGUAAGGAGAAAUGAUUUCCAGGCACAUCUAAGAGUGUCCAGAAAAAAGGGUAGUUAGAUGUUAUUGUUGACUGUCCAUCAGAGCCUUUCAAAUUGAAGUUGGGAGUUGAGACGAAAAAGCUUUAUGGGGAGCAAGCCAAAUGUAUUUGUGUGUGAUUUCUGCUAUUUCCCCUUCCCACAUAUAUCAACCAGGGCCUUCAAGGAAGAUUUAGGUCUUGAGUGAAUUAAAUAGUUUCACAUUUGCAGUAUUAACCCAGAACCCGCUGUGAAAAUGAGGCUUUCAGCAACAUGGAGUUGGAGAGCUGCAGGUAUCACUGAAAGUGUAUCCAUUAAUGAACUGAAAAGGGUUUCCAUCAAACUCUUUGGAAAGUAGUUUCUUACAUUUCUGCCAAAGGAAAGACACAAGUCUCAAGCUGUGUUUCAACAAAAGUUGUGAUGCUUCGUGAGGCUGGCAUGACUGGGAAUGCAGAUUUGUAGCAAUGUAUGUUGCCUUGUUGAAACCCUUCUAUAUAUUUUUCUCCUGCUCUGAGCCUUUCAAAGAAUACCACCUCAAUGCAAGACAGACUCAUGCCACUGGGAACAGUAUACUCCUUUUAUUUUAAAUGAAUAGAUUCUGUGCAAAUUUCCAACCUUCUUUGGAGAAAAAUGGUUGAUCUGCUUUACUUUGUACCCUUGCUGCAUAGAGAUGUUGCUUCUAUGUCAGCUUUUCAUCAGCUGAAGAGUUCUGCCUGAUCUUCUUAAUGAUGGGUGUCUUUGGUCAUAAUUCACUUUUUGACCCAGGUGGUCCUUGUGGCUACCAGAACAAGCUCAUCGGGAAGGCCAUUAGAAAGAAAUGAGGGAACGAAUCUCCCUCACAAAGUUCUUUAACUGCAGGUAUUUGGAGAUCUUUCCACAUAGAAGAGGAAGCUUACUUGUCCUGCUGCUCCAAGAGGCAAAACUAUAACCAAAGGGUAAAAGUUACAAGAAGCAGAAAAACUGAUUUUGAUAUGGGAGCUAUCUACCAGUGGUCUGGAUUGCCUUGGGAGGGCUUUGUAACGUCAAGGCAUUCAAGCAGAGGCUGAGUGAUAAUCUAUCAGAGAUGCUGUAGAAGGGAUUCCUGUACUGAGUGAGAGGUUGAACUCCAUCACCUCUCAGCUCUCUUCCAACUCAAAGUCCUCUGAGUCUAUAAUGUAUGUUUCAGUGCCAUGUAGUUAUGGAUUUGUCGUGGGCUGGCAGCUUAGGCCCCAGAGAGUGAUGUGCUAAUGUCUUAGUCUGCUUUGGUCUUAAAAUACUGCUUUAAAGUGGCUUGUCUUUAACAGCAACUGGUCAGUUAAUUCUUUUUUUGCUUUUGGACAAUGGCAGGGGAAAGUCUAGAACUCUAUGUAAUCUUAAUGUGCCCUAAUAAAAGCAUUAUGAAAAGAAAAUACAGAAGUAUGAGAGGGCUUGGCCAACUUUUGGUCACAGUGGCUGCUGGAUCUAAAACCACAUUAUUGAAAUUUAUAGUCCAGAACCUAGAUUUUAUUGAUUGAUCCAUCUGUCUCAUGUAGCUGUUGUUCUGUAAAUCCAUAUUCUCUUUGAUAAAUAUCAAAUCCCAAAUGGUGAAAUGCUGGCAGAAACUACUAGUAAAGGGGUUUUUUCCCCCCCGAGAGCAACUUUCACAACUGGUAGUCACAAAAACAUUCACCUAUGCAGAAAGGUUUACCUGACUUCCCAAAACAUGAAAAUGGAAUGAACUGACCACACGCAAAUCUCCAGUUAAGGUAUAGGUCUGGCUCUAUUGCCCAGACUAGCCUUGAUGUUGAAUAUCAGAAUCAGAAUCAGCCCUCUUCCCUUCCUCCCAGCUCUUAAGUUUAGGCUCCUGUGUUGACCUCGCCCACAGCCAUAAAUGCUGGUUUUCAAGUCAUGUGACUGGACUGCAGCAGUGACAUUAAGGUGGAAAUUUUCAAGUUGCUGUAGUCAGAACUAGUCAUUGUUAAUCAUUUUUUAAAAGUGCAUGGAUAUGGGAUCCUCUUUCUAGUUGCAUUCUGUUUAUGAUCGCUUGUCUUUGUAGAUCUUAGGCCUUUAUGAAGACCAACAUGGACAUCCUCCCCAAAGGAUUUGCUUCUAUUAUAGUGGCGUAUGAUUUGUUGACUAAAAAAUCACGUAAAUUUCAUCUUCUUGGGCCUGCUUUCUACCCAAGAAAAACGUUAAUCGUCUUGAUGGAUCGACUGAAGACUCAUUUUUCUUUGCCGCUGCCAUACUAAUUUCCCUGUCAAGUCAUUUCAUGAUCUCUUAACAAAGGUACUUAAUUGUGAUUCAAGCAGUGGCAUUCUGCUGUGUAACACCCAGUGGGCUACUUAUGUAUAGUUUGGCUAAUGUAAAGAAAGGCUAAUUUAAGCCCCAGAAACUGCAGAAAGGGCUAGUGAUUGAUGAUAUACCCUGGAAUAUUUAGUGUUGAUGGUGUGGGGUGGGGUUUUUUUUUUUCCUGUUUUGGCUUUUGUGUUGAAAGAAGAUUAGAUUUUUUUUAAUGAGACAUUCCUCAUUAGAACUACAUAUAAGGUGUUGGUUGUUUUUUAAUGGUCCUUUAAAAUGUCACACCAAAUUUUUAUUUAGUUCAUUUUUCUGUAUUAGAAGAAAAUUCCAGGGGCCUCAAAAUUCAAUUUGUGCCUGCCUUGGCCAUUUCACUUUUGCCCUAUGGCAAUCCACACUCCUUGUUGCUGGUGCUGCUGAGUCUCAAGAAUCGUGUUUCAGGUGUUUUGAUUCAGCUAUUAAAAUUCAUCUGUGUUAAAGUGAAA
Messenger RNA from Antechinus flavipes (yellow-footed antechinus), 3809 nucleotides. RefSeq names its product RAB9B, member RAS oncogene family (gene RAB9B). The record is from RefSeq and is a predicted model, not a curated record. Gene Ontology annotation, cellular component: phagocytic vesicle; lysosome; late endosome. NCBI's taxonomy places the organism in Eukaryota, Metazoa, Chordata, Mammalia, Dasyuromorphia, Dasyuridae. The coding region runs from base 404 to 1009 and encodes 201 amino acids. The transcript has 3 exons. Gene Ontology annotation, biological process: retrograde transport, endosome to Golgi; Rab protein signal transduction. Gene Ontology annotation, molecular function: GTPase activity; GTP binding.